AUGUCUCAGGAUUCGGUUCUGACGGAAAGUGCUGCGCCCACCACUCUCUUUGUGGCUGAUCCAGACCUCAUCUCAGGCGAAUUGGCCGGGCAGUCGGAGCAUGCCACUUUCUACUUUGACCAGACGUCCCAGUUCUACUCACUGCCUAGGGUCCCUGUGGCGACCGGUGGCACGUCGGAAGCAGAAGACGAAUUCAUGUCUGAUUCGAGUUUUGAAGCAAGCACAAGACACUACACAAGACCAAAGAUCGAGCUGGACCUCCAAUCGGACCUUGAAUCGGGCCAUGGGCCGAAUCCAGAAUCGGGCCUCGAAUCGGGCCUGAAAUCAGAACAUGAACAGAACCUGAAACCGGACUAUGAACCGAACCAUAUACCGGACCAUGAACCGAACCUAGAACCGGAGCAUGGACUGGACCAUGAAUCGGGCCUCGAGUCCGAAACCGGAGGAAAAAUGCAGACUCCAAAAACAAAAAGAAGAAGAGUUUGGCACAACCAAAGCCCGCUUCUGAAACCAGGAGGUGCCUCCGCAAAGAAAGAGGCCAUUUCUCGCCGCACCAGGUCACGAGAAGAAAGGCGUUUUCGCGAGGUGGGGAACGUGACCAUCAUAAUCGACAGUCUGGAGAUCGAGUCUUCAGAUGAGGAACCCACCAACUUCCGGCGCGAGUCGCCGGCGGUGAAGAGCGAAAUCAAGCUGGAACCCGGCGUUGAGAAUGGCAUCAAAAUGGAGCCUGGGAGCACUGUAAACGUUCUGUACGACCAUGGCUCCGCUGGCCCCAAUAUGACCAAACUGGAGCCGCAAAGUAGCGUGGCAUCACCCUCGUCUCUGGAGAAUGGUAGCAACACGGGCAAGCAGAUCGCCAGGCCAGUAGUCAGUGACUCUGAUGGCGAAGACAGCGACGACAUACAUGACAAUUCUGGCCCCAUGCCCAUGGCCAGCUGCACACAAGACAUGGCUACCCAGCGAAACAACGGAGAGGGCAAUAGCUACGAUAUCGCGCCAAACACAGAGUGCAUUUACACUCGGCCCAUGAUUCUAGUAGGUGAAGAAUCCAGCGAAGACGACGUUUUCUUAUCUUUGGAAAGUGAAGAAGAAGACGCAGGAGGACCUCCGUCGGACGCCAUAAACCAAAAGAAGCAAAAUUCCAAGCAUGCAAAUGAUAUUGCCAGGCCAGCACGGGGAAACGAAGGACAAAAAAAUGACCAAUUGCAGCUGAAAGAAAAAUCAAUGGCCUCAGGCGAUCUUGGACAUAAGGACUCUCUGUCUGCUGUGUCUAUUGAAGCCACAAAAAGAGGCACCAAAAAGCCUAGGGCCUCAGUUGACACCCUCAGCUUUGAAUGCAGUAAGUGUCCUCAUCGUGUGAAAAAUAAAAGUCAGCUAAUGAAGCACCUUGAGGGACAUGGGGGAACCCGUAAACUAAAGUGCCGUUUUUGUGAUUGGACUGCAAACCGGCUUGAUUAUUUGGACAGUCACAUGUGCUUCCAUAAAGAAUAUGACGAGGUCAAAGACCAGCUUCGCAAAGACUUCUUGCUUCUCGGAAAGCCUCUGGGAAAGGCCGAGUCCAGCGAUGAUUUCAAGUAUCGCUGUGACCAGUGCCAAAUGGCGUUCAAGCGCAAAGAUCAUCUCACAUCCCACAUAAUCGUGCAUUCGAAGGAACGACUCUUUAAAUGUGAGCUCUGUACACAGUCGUUCAAAAGAAAACUGGACUACAAGAGCCAUAAAAGUAUUUGUCCCAACAACAUGAAACAGUGCCCGGACUGCCAGAAGACUUUUAAAAACAUGGCUCUGCUUGAGCGGCACAGGGAAGAACAUAUGGUCUUGAAAUGCACGCUAUGUAUGCGGGCUUUCAAGAACAAGCGGGCUCUCGCACUACAUCAAAGAUUGAAGCACUCAUCUGAAGAAGACCGCUUGCAAAUCGAAGAGCUCGAACAUGAAGGGCAGAGAAAUAUCAGAAGUAAAGGACCGCAAAGUGGGAGUGAAGAGGAACUGGGGGACGAGGUGAAGCAAGAACAGCAAAGUGAGGACCUGGUGCAAACAAAAGAGGACCCAGGUGACGGCCCAAGGUCUUCACACACGCUUUUAGAUAGGGCCCGAGAUUGGUUUCAUUGA
Molecule: messenger RNA, 2106 nt
Organism: Metschnikowia bicuspidata var. bicuspidata NRRL YB-4993
Lineage: Eukaryota; Fungi; Ascomycota; Pichiomycetes; Serinales; Metschnikowiaceae
Exons: 1
Coding region: 1-2106 (701 amino acids)
Biological process (GO): regulation of transcription by RNA polymerase II
Cellular component (GO): nucleus
Molecular function (GO): RNA polymerase II transcription regulatory region sequence-specific DNA binding; DNA-binding transcription factor activity, RNA polymerase II-specific
Source: RefSeq, a predicted model, not a curated record